AUGGAGAUUAAUAGAGAUCUAGCAUUGGUAAUGGGUAUCUUUUUGGGAAGUCUAACAUUAUUAGCGGGUAUUUUUUUGGGUAAACACCUUGAACUUGGAAUUACCCGGAAAACUCAUGCAGGAUUCUUCGUACAAUGGGUUGAGUGCUCAGUGGUGUUUCUGUUCGGCUAUGUGAUCAAUGUGGUGCGUAAUUUUCCACCGUUUCAACCGAUCGCAAUCAUUGGUGGUUUCCUGUUCGCGACGGGGAAUGUUGCUGCAGUGCCACUGAUUAACGGUCUAGGAAUGGCUCCGGGCAUGCUUAUUUGGGGAUCUACUAUGGUGAUCGGAGGCUGGUCAGCCGGUCGCUUUGGCCUCUUCCAUACCGUACCUCAACGAGUUGUCAAUGAAAAAAUGAAUGUUAGCGGACUGAUUCUAGUGCUAAUCAGGCGAGUCGAUAGUGUAAUGUUCAUGUUCGUAGAACACGAAGACCAGAAGAAGGACGUUUUGCAGUACGUCAAAUCCGAUCCGAAUCCCUUCUCCACGAAAAAUCUCCGUGCAAACCACCGAUGGAUCUGCAAAAAGCUCUUUUACGUUUUCUUGGCUGUCUUCAUUGGUGUUCUGCACGGCUUUAUGAUGACUCCGGUCACUUACAUUAUCGAGAAUGUACCGGGUGCAUCCCCAAAUGUAUUGGACUAUAUGUUCGCACAUUAUUCGAGUAUAUUCGGCUUCUCGACACUCUACUACUUUGCAUACUGUUUAUACAAAAGGAAUCGGCCGCAUGCACCACCUGAGCUGGUUCUCCCGUCGGCUAUCUAUGGAUUUUUGUGGAGUUUCGGCAUGGUACUCUUUUUUGUUUCCAAUAAACUUCUCUCACAAGUGGUCAGCUUCCCAAUCACGUCAAGAUUACCAUCCUCGAUUGGUGUACUCAUUGAUGUGUUCAUUUUCAAGACAAUUCGAGGUGCCAGAAAUAUAAGCUUCCUGCUCCAAGCCGUAACAGCGAUGAGCAGUAGUAGUGUGAAUCUAGUUGGUUUCGCGUCUGCGAUCGUCUCGUGUGUUGCGUUCGGUUUCAUGUUCGCCCCACUGAAACGAUUCGAUACCAAAGAUGGUUUUUUCGUGCAGUGGAUUCAGUGCGCUGUGGUGUUUUUCGUCGGCUUCUGGAUCAACUUUGCUCGUGAUUUUCCACCGUUUAAUCCGAUCGCCACCAUUGGCGGCGUUCUAUUCGCUACAGGGAAUGUGGCCUCAGUUCCAUUGGUCAACGGCCUAGGCAUUGGUCUAGGGAUGUUCAUUUGGGGUUCAGUUCAGGUUACGGUCGGCUGGUGUGUAGCGCGUUUUGGCCUGUUCGGUACCAGAGCUCAACCGGUCUACAAUAACGCCAUGAAUAUCACUGGCCUGGUGCUUACACUGAUCAGUGGAGUCAUAUUUUUCCUGGUCAAACACGAGGAUUCUGGACGAACUGCUGCUGCUGCAGAUAACGCCGCCGCCAUCACAGCAACAGAAAGCACCGAGAUGGAAUCGGAUGGUAGUGAUAGCGCUACAGACAAGUCGGAUGCCGAACUGCGGAACGACGAUAGGCAACAUCAAGUUUCUGCCCGACAAAAUAACACCAAUCUGGCGAUCACUGAAUCGCGUGAAAAAAAAUUCAGAUUAAUGGGUUUGGCUGUUUUUAUGGGCGUUUUACAUGGACUGAUGAUGACUCCAGUGGUCUAUAUAAUGGACACGGAUCCGCACGCGUCGAAAAAUGUUCUUGACUUCAUGUUCGCACAUUUCUCAACAAUAUUCGCAUUCUCAACACUUUAUUUCAUCUUGUAUUCGAUUUAUAAACGGAAUCGCCCCUAUGCAGCCCCCGAAUUGGUUUUGCCGUCAGUGGCCUACGGCAUUCUGUGGAGCAUUGGUAUGGUGUUAUUUUUUGUAUCGAAUGAUAAACUCUCGCAGGUGGUCAGCUUUCCGAUAACGACACGGGUACGGAGGAUCGAUAUAACCAUUCAUAUAAGCAUUAUAACCAUUUCAAGACAACCAUUUCAAUUGAAAAACAUUUCAGUUGCCAUCUACAAUUGGAAUUCUGGCCGAUGUGUUCUUAUUUCGCAGCAUAAA
Molecule: messenger RNA, 2070 nt
Organism: Anisakis simplex (herring worm)
Lineage: Eukaryota; Metazoa; Nematoda; Chromadorea; Rhabditida; Anisakidae
Source: the annotation of a GenBank genome assembly